AUGGCGGACAACUGUUUGGGUUGUUCGCCCGGUGGCGGAAGAAGCAUUCCUAUAUGGCCAUGUAAAGAUCAGGUUAUUUCAUCCAUGCCACCAUGUUUUAAAGACACUUAUCCCUCAACAAGAUGCAUCAUUGACUGUACAGAGAUCUUUGUGCAAGUGCCAACUAGCCUAAUUACACAGAGUGCCCUUUACUCACACUUUAAGCACCAUGUGACAUACAAAGCUCUAGUUGGGAUCAGUCCCUCGGGAGCAGUAACUUUUGUGAGUCAGUUGUAUCCAGGAUCGCUAUCAGAUAAGGAAAUAGUAUCCAGGUGUGGUAUACUACACCCAGGACUUUGGGAGAAAGGAGAUUCAGUUAUGGCAUACAGGGGAUUUACCAUGCAGGAACUACUUGACCCACUUGGAGUUAAGGUAAACAUACCUGUAUUUCUUGAUGGCAAGGAGCAGCUUGACAAGGAAGAUGUCAUGAGUCAAACAAUUUCUUCAGUUAGAAUCCACGUGGAACGUAUUAUUGCUCGUAUAAAGAAAUUUAAAGUCUUAAAGAAUGAAAUUCCACUGAAUUUGAAUGGGAUCAUAUACCAAAUAUGGACAGUGGCUUGUCUUCUCUGCAACUUUAUGGACCCACUUAUUAAGCAAUAA
Molecule: messenger RNA, 639 nt
Organism: Stylophora pistillata
Lineage: Eukaryota; Metazoa; Cnidaria; Anthozoa; Scleractinia; Pocilloporidae
Source: RefSeq, a predicted model, not a curated record